Messenger RNA from Anneissia japonica, 1693 nucleotides. Its product is annotated as RING finger protein 32-like. The coding region runs from base 87 to 1232 and encodes 381 amino acids. Gene Ontology annotation, molecular function: protein binding. The transcript has 8 exons. The record is from RefSeq and is a predicted model, not a curated record. NCBI's taxonomy places the organism in Eukaryota, Metazoa, Echinodermata, Crinoidea, Comatulida, Comatulidae.
GAGACGCUCGUCGACUGCAUAACGACAUAGGGCCCAAGGGUAGCUUGGCUCAGAAAAAGUAAGGUUUAACUGUAUAAAUCAACAAAAUGAAUCAUCAAGUCAACUCUAGAUCCAAUCAGGUAGCUACUGGAAACAUUGCUUUGGCUGCUGUUGCUUUUCAAGAUCACAUGACCAGAGGCCUUUCUCUUGUUGACCCUUUAAAAAAGAAACAAAUUCAUUUUGCGACACCAAAAAAAAAAUUGAAGGAUGUGAAGUCAACCAUUGAUACAGGGAAAAGGAAGAAGGAAAAAGUCAAGAAAGAUGAAGCAGCUAUGGAUAGAGAGUAUGUGAUAGACUCAAGUAAGCAGACAUUAAGCUUGGGUAAGAUAAGAAGGGGUUUUAUUGUUAUAGUAUUAGCAUUGUUAAUGCAUAAUUUUUCAUGUGCUUAUGUAUAUAUAUCUGCACUGACAGACAAAGAGUGGAAAGAAGCAAAAAUGAAGUCAAACAACAGAGAUGACUCAACUCAGCCAUGUGUCAUCUGCAAGGAAGAUUUUGGUCUUCAGGAGCAGGUUUUAUUGUCUUGUACACAUGUUUUUCACCGGGCUUGCCUAAAAGCAUUUGAGAGGUUCACUGGUAAGAAGUCAUGUCCGAUGUGUCGCAGAGAACAAUAUCAGACAAGGGUCAUUCACGAGGGCUCAAAACUACACCGGAUUAAGUGUGUGGUCAGAAUACAAGCAUGUUGGAGAGGAUAUGUUGUCAGAAGUUGGUACAAGAACCUUCGUAAAACUGUCCCCCCAAGAGAUCCAAAGCUGAGAAAGAAGUUUUAUGAAGAGAAGCUUGAAUCAAUCAUUGACAGACUUUUGCGGUCCUAUGACACCGGUGUGGAUGACUUCUUGAUGGAAAUUGAUCAAUCUGUUGCAGCAAGUAGAAGCAUCUUUCAACACCUUGAUGCUUCAACAUUACAAUGCAUAUCCAAUGGAGAGUGGGAGCUGAUCCAAAUGAAGGCCUUAAGACGGGGUGACACUGAUUGUCCAAUCUGCAUCAUGCCUUUAGACAGUUCACCAGAUGAGUCUUCUCCCAGACUUCCUACCCCGAGUUCGCCACCAGAGGCUCAGUCCAAGCGUAAGAAGGUGCUUCUGUCCUGCACUCACAUCUUCCACCAUGUAUGUUUAUGUGCCUUUGAAGAGCUGUCAUUCAUUGAACGUAACGUCUGUCCGGUAUGUCGAUCAGGCUACCAAAAGCGUGUACUUUGAAUUUAGAACCAACAGGUAAUGUUGUUUGUAGUGUAACGUAGUACGUUCAGUAAUGCAUAGGACACCUUUACAAAAAGGAUUAGAAUCAUGGAGAUGCAAAACAGGAGACAAGAUAAACAUUCCAAUUUUUUAUGCUGCUGUCUGAAUUACAACAUAUUUGAAUAUAGAUGUGAUGUCACAGUUAAAAGCAUAACAUUAUCUAACCAUUCUUUUGAUGUGACCAUCUCUAGUAAGCCUCACACUGAAAUGCUAUAAAUAGCAACAUGAGCAUCGUUGAUUUGCUGAGAUUCAGUGUAUUACGCGUACAUACUGCAGGUCAGUUUGUAACACAUUAUUUGAAACAGUCAUUGUAUUUUUUAAGUACCUUGAUAAUUAACAGUAAUGUAUUAACAUCCAAACAAUUUCAGAAAGCCAAAAGAUUUGUAUAAAUAUUAUGUAUUAAAUUGGUUAAAUGUAAUGAA